GAGCAGCCGUUUCGGCCCCGGCGCCUUUUGGCCCCCCUCGCGCCACGCAGCGCGACCUUCCCUUGCCCCUCUUAAUUGCCCCCCCCCGUCCGUUCGAGCUCGAGAUGUUGGCGGCCCGAGGCGCCGCGCGCCCGCUGCUGCAGCGGAGGUCGCAGGUCGCAAGGACGUGGCGGCUGGCCUCUACCACUGCCCUCGACGCGAAGGUAGCUUCCUUCAAGGCGCACGUCGAGAAGCACCUGCCCGCGGACGGCAAGGGCGUGUGCUUCGCGACCGCCUGGCUUGCGACCGACAACGUGUUCGUAGCGCUGAUGCACGAGCACUUUCCCAAGAUUCUCGCGGGCAUGAACCUGGUAGCCAUCGACACGAUGCACCUGUUCGACACGACCCGCCCGUGUGCCGAGCAGGUGGAGGCGAAGUACCAGAAGAAGGCGCUGUGGAAGACCGUCGAAGGGGUCACCACCCGCGAGGAAUUCAACGCGAAGUAUGGGGACUGUGAGGAGAUGGAAACAGCGGACUUCGACUUCGUCAGCAAGGUCGAGCCGUUCCAGCGAGCCUUGGCAGAGUGUAACAAGACCAUCCUCAUCACGGGUCGGCGCAUGGACCAGGCGGCCCAGCGUAUCUCGUUGGACGUCUGGGAAGACGGCAAGAGCACGCUGAACCCAAUGGCCGACUGGUCGUGGAGCGACAUCACCGCCUACGCAGAUGCCAAGGGCGUCCCUGUCAACGAGGGCCACAGCUACGCUUACCGUGCCCAGGCGCCGAUCGAGGCCACGAAGCGGCACUUGCCAGACCUCCCGUGGGAGAAGGUGCCGUUGGGCAAGCCGUUCUGGCGGUGCUCGGACAAGGAGAUCAAGGGCGACCCUCCGGCCCCCAUCACGUACGUGUUCAAAUCCUUCGGCGACAUCCACACCACCGUGCCCGUGGAGCCGCACGAGAGCGAGCGCGCGGGGCGCUUCGUGCGACAGGCGAAGACGGAGUGCGGCAUCCACACGCGCACCACCACGGCGGGCUCCCCCCACGGCGGGGCGCUCGUGGACCUGAUGGUGAAGGACGCGGCCAAGGCCAAGGCGCUGGUGGCGGAGUGCACCGCGGCCAUCGAGCUGAACGAGAGGCAGGCUUGCGACGUGUUCUGCCUGCUGAACGGGGCGUUCAGCCCCCUCAAGGGCUUCAUGGACGAGACGACGUACAAGUCCGUGGUGAAGGACAUGCGCCUUCCCGAGAAGCAGCUCUUCGGCCUGCCCGUUACGCUUGACGUGGCCGACACGUCCGGCUUCAAGCAGGGCGAUAAGGUCGUGCUGAAGUGGAAGGGCGAGGACGUCGCCGUGCUCGAGGCCUCCUCCAUCUACACGCCAGACAAGACGGUGGAGGCCAAGGAGUGCUACGGCACCUCCAGCAUCGAGCACCCCACGGUGCACGCUCUGGUGCAGGACGUGGGUCGCCACUACGUCGGCGGCAACCUGCACGGCAUCAAGGCCGUUGCGUUCCCGUACCCCGUGCAGACGCCCGCCGAGGUGCGCGCCGUGCUCCCCGAGGGCAAGCCCGUCGUGGCCUUCCAGAACAGGAACCCUAUCCACCGCGCACACUUCGAGCUGCUGGUGUGCGCCCAGCGCGACGUGAAGGACUCCAUCCUCCUGGUGCACCCGACCUGCGGCCCGACGCAGCCGGGAGACAUCGACGGCGUCGUUAGGAUCAAGACGUACGAGGCGUUGAACGCGGAGACAAAGGAGCAGUACCCAAUGUUCCGUUGGGCGUACCUCCCGUACAGCAUGAAGAUGGCUGGGCCUCGGGAAGCGAUCCAGCACAUGAUCAUCCGGAAGAACUACGGCGCCACGCAUUUCAUCAUUGGUCGUGACAUGGCUGGAACGAAGAGCACGAUCACGGGCGACGACUUCUAUGGGGCGUACGAUGCGCAGGAGACGGGCAAGAAGUACGAGGCGGAGCUGGGCAUGACCGUGACCCACUACGAGAACAUGGUCUACGUCGGAGAGGAGGAAGGCUACGUGCAGGAGAGCGUGGCCAAGAAGGCGGGCAAGAAGAUCGUGAAGCUGAGCGGGACAGAGUUCCGCAGGAGGCUGCGCGCUGGCGAGGAGAUCCCAGAGUGGUUCGCCUUCAAGUCCGUGGUCGACAUCCUCAGAAAAGCCGGCGACAGCGCCUUCUGCUGAGGCCCUCGGCCGCCUCCAGCGCGUGCCCGCCUUCCCUCCGUCCUCGCCUCGGGUCGGACGACCCGGGGGGAGGCGAAGGUGCCGCCUCCCCCUGGGCUUCCGUGUUGCUGCCGCUGCGAAGGGACACACGGGGUCGGCUGCGCGGACAUUCGCUUUGCCCGAAGCUGGGCAAGAAGCCAGCCGUCCGCGGCCGACUGCCGUGCGCGGUGCGCGAGGCCUCUCUUUCCUCGCCGCUCGGCUGCCCGUUUCGGCGACGCGCCCUCUACGCCCUUGUGAGCACGGCUUCCGCGGGAAGCGCCGCGCCCGAGAACCCCCCCCAGACGGGGACCGACUCUCACCAUUUUUGUAUUUUGGACUCCUGCCUGGCGCGCCGCCGCGCGCGCCGCCUCAGGUUUCAGACGACGCCAGGUUGCUUUCACCAUUUUUGUAGCUGGCUGCCUGCGGCAAGUCCCGCCACCGCGCCAGGCCCAGCCUUUGGGGCGGCCGCCUUCCGAGAGGAUUUUGGACUCCUGCCUGCGCCACUGCGCGCGCCGCCAGGUUUCAGACGACGGCUGGGCACGAAGAAGGCCAGGGCACAGCACUCGCUGCUCAUCAAAGAAAGACCGUCGAGGAGCAGAAAGCUGCAUAGCACAAGCUGUCAUAGGUCCGCGCGGAUUUCCUUCGGUCGGCGCUUGGUUCCCCUGGCGGCGCCCCCGGCGCCGUCCUGGCGCGCUCCGAGCACCAGAGAGGGGGGUCUACUGCCAAUUCGAGAAAUCUGCGCGGACAUACGAAAGUGUAUGUUUUGCAUGUUUUUGUUGUUCUAGAUAUCCGCAUCUGCCUCCAGGCCGAACCGACUCCUUCCUUGGAGGCCUCCAGAAACA
Prorocentrum cordatum is the source of this 3022-nucleotide messenger RNA. Lineage: Eukaryota; Dinophyceae; Prorocentrales; Prorocentraceae. The record is from the annotation of a GenBank genome assembly.